This is a messenger RNA of Pistacia vera, 1151 nucleotides long. RefSeq names its product bark storage protein A-like. The record is from RefSeq and is a predicted model, not a curated record. Gene Ontology annotation, biological process: nucleoside metabolic process. NCBI's taxonomy places the organism in Eukaryota, Viridiplantae, Streptophyta, Magnoliopsida, Sapindales, Anacardiaceae. Gene Ontology annotation, molecular function: catalytic activity. The transcript has 5 exons. The coding region runs from base 85 to 1143 and encodes 352 amino acids.
CUUUACAUCUCUCCUUGACUCUCUCUAUAUAGCUGCCCUUUCUGCACUGCAGAGUUAGGUUGCUAGAACAUUGAUUACUGGAGGAUGAAAAUGGCAGUUUUUAAUUCACGAUUGAUGUUAGUUUAUUUUCUUGUUUUGUUGGUGGAGUUGUUCAUCAGUGGAGCCUAUGGGGCUAUUUCUCAAGGAAAUAUGAGAACCAUUGAUGGAAUUAACAAGGAGGGUCCGUACUUGGGUAUUAUAGUGCCAAAUGCCUAUGAGAUGAAUCCUCUUUUGCAGUCUCCGAGCUUUCAGACUCAUCAACACUUUCCUUACUUUGAUUUUGCCGGAAGAAGGUUUCGAAUUGGAGGAUUGGGCAAUGAGAAGGUUAUUAUUGUCAUGACCGGACUGAGCAUGCUUAAUGCAGGUAUAGCCACACAGUUAUUGCUAAGUCUAUUUAAGGUGAAAGGUGUUCUGCACUAUGGAAUUGCCGGAAAUGCAAACUCUCAACUUCAAAUUGGAGAUGUCACUAUUCCCAGAUAUUGGGCUCAUACUGGCCUUUGGAACUGGCAGAGAUACGGAAAUGGGCCUGAUGAUGAGCUAGCAUUUGAAUCUGACGGAGACUACACCAGAAGCAUCGGCUAUCUUAAGUUUUCUGAUUAUAACAAUGGCACAAAGAAAGAUAACUCCUCAUCAGAUAACCUUCUGAACAAUAUUUGGUAUCAGCCUGAAGAAAUCUUCCCAGUUUAUGGAACUCCUGAAGAAAGGCAGCACCUGUUCUGGGUUCCUGUUGACAAACAUUACUUUUCAGUAGCAAAAAGACUUAAGAGUCUGAAGUUGGGUGGAUGUGUGAAUGAAACUUGCUUACCAAGAACACCAAUGGUGGUGAGGGUUAGAAGGGGGAUUUCUGCAAACGUGUUGCUGGACAAUAGUGCUUAUCGACAAUUUUUGAACUCCAAAUUCAAUGCAACCCCGGUUGACAUGGAAACUGCUGCUAUUGCUCUCGUCUGUCACCAACAAAACAUUUCCUUUAUUGCAUUCAGAUCUCUGUCCGAUUUAGCUGGUGGAGGUUCUGCCUUGUCCAAUGAAGCUGCCAUCUUUGGCUCUUUAGCUGCUCAAAAUGCUGUUGACGCUUUGCUUAGGUUCAUUACCUUACUGUCCACGUAAUUACGCAU